AUGAUUGCGAGAAAUAUGGACGAAUUUCUGAAUGGCGGCGAAAUUGUAGACGAUCCUUUUUUGCCAAUCGUUGAUGGAAAACUAUGCGUUUGUUGUGAAAAAGGAAACGCUGAAUGGAUGGAAGGAACUACUUAUGAUUUUGAUGAUUAUCUAAUGAAUUUCAGCAUUUCGCAUAGAAAUGAUUGGAUUGAUUUGAUAUCGUCGAAUAAUGGAAAUAAUGAUGGCAUAGAAGUGGAUGCUCAGGAUUUUUUUUGCAAAACAUUUAUUUUGCGUCCAGAAAAUUUGAAAUUUGAAAUCUAUUUGAAUGAUAAAGAUUCACUAUUGCCCAUAGAUUUAGAUGGACCACGCAAACGCUAUCAACGCUUUCGUGCAAAGAGAUUUAUUUGCGACCAUUGCGACAGAUCAUUUACUCUUAAGCAAAAUAUACAAUAUCAUAUUGUGAAUUACCACUUGAAAAACCAAAAUAUACGAUUAAAACGAGGGCGCCGCUAUGUUUGUCGUGUCUGCCAAAAGAUGUUUAAAAGUGGCGAUUUAGCUCGGAAGCAUCAUGAACGAAAGCAUGUUCAGUUACCAGCAAUUUCUAUUCAUCGUUGCUCUACAUGGUCAGAUACACUUCAUGCGGCAUCCUCGUCUCCCGAUGCGCAUGAUGCUUCGAACCCGGUGGUACAUGCGAUAAGUAUAUAA
Dracunculus medinensis (Guinea worm) is the source of this 684-nucleotide messenger RNA. The record is from the annotation of a GenBank genome assembly. NCBI's taxonomy places the organism in Eukaryota, Metazoa, Nematoda, Chromadorea, Rhabditida, Dracunculidae.